Aphidius gifuensis is the source of this 3002-nucleotide messenger RNA. RefSeq names its product homeobox protein six1-like (gene so). The coding region runs from base 480 to 2018 and encodes 512 amino acids. The record is from RefSeq and is a predicted model, not a curated record. The transcript has 5 exons. Gene Ontology annotation, biological process: regulation of transcription by RNA polymerase II. NCBI's taxonomy places the organism in Eukaryota, Metazoa, Arthropoda, Insecta, Hymenoptera, Braconidae. Gene Ontology annotation, cellular component: transcription regulator complex; nucleus. Gene Ontology annotation, molecular function: DNA-binding transcription factor activity, RNA polymerase II-specific; RNA polymerase II cis-regulatory region sequence-specific DNA binding.
AUAUAUAUAAACGUAUUUAAAUGUCAUUAAAUGGCUGUGAUUAUUUUUAAUAUAUAAAUAUAAACAUUUAAAUAUUAUUAUUUUUUUUUAAUUUUAAUGUGUUACUUUAAUAUUGUAUUUUAUCUCGACAAAAUUACGGCUAAGUGAAUAAUUGGAGUGACCAGAAAUAUGAUGUAAUUUGAGAAUUAUAACCAGUGGUACGUUUAUAAGUUGCUAACCCAGUAUGCUAAAAAUAUAACAACGCUAGUAUAUAGUUUGUGAAAUAUUUUUUCUUCUUUUAGUGUUGCAUAUGUACAUAUAUAAUUUAUUUGUGAAUGUUUCGUUUUACUUUAAACACAUCAACAGUAUUUAAAUGGAAAUAUUUAUGUGAGUUAAUUAAAAUAAAGUUAAACAAGUUUAUUUUCAUAUAUAUAAAAAUUGUGAUCAAGUGAAAUAAAUAAAAGGGUGUUACGUGGUUCAUACUGGGCCCAAAUGAAGUGAUGAUAAGCUAUAGUGUGACAAGAACAAGUGGUGGUAUGGGUUCAACCUCAGUUGGUGAUGUUUUGUGUUCAACGGGUGAUUAUACCUCCCAGGGUACACCAAACUCAGUGAGUGGUCAUGCUGUUGGAUCAGUUGAUCCAAUAUACAGUAGAACUGGGCAUACAAAUUAUAGCCCACAGCAUAGUCCAACGAGUUCAGCUGAAGGAAGUAGCAAUAAUAAUGGACAAUUGCCUAGUUUUGGUUUUACUCAAGAACAAGUUGCAUGUGUCUGUGAGGUACUUCAACAAGCUGGUUCAGUUGAACGUCUGGGAAGAUUUCUAUGGUCUUUACCUCAAUGUGCAAGGCUACAACGACAUGAAAGUGUACUGAAGGCAAAAGCAAUUGUCGCAUUUCAUCGAUGUAACUUCAAGCAGCUAUAUCAAAUAUUGGAAAGCAAUACAUUCAGUCCACAUAAUCAUCCAAAAUUACAAGCACUUUGGUUAAAAGCACACUAUAUUGAGGCUGAAAGACUACGAGGUCGAGCACUUGGUGCAGUUGGAAAAUAUCGAGUCCGUCGCAAAUUUCCAUUACCUCGUACGAUAUGGGACGGUGAAGAGACUUCUUAUUGCUUCAAAGAAAAAUCAAGAAGUGUAUUGCGUGAAUGGUAUACAUCAAAUCCUUAUCCAUCACCACGAGAAAAACGAGAACUUGCUGAAAGUACAGGCUUGACAACAACUCAAGUUAGCAACUGGUUCAAAAACAGAAGACAACGUGAUAGAGCUGCUGAGCAAAGUGGUCAUCGAGAUGACAAAAAUCAUGGAGUUGGCCUUGGAGAUUCAAGUAGUGAAAGUGGAGAUGAUAUAAAACAAAAAUCAACUCAUCAACAAUCACAAUCAUGUGAUACUCAACAACAAACACAAUCACAAAGUCAACAACAAUUACGUAUGGUUGAUCAUCAACAUUCACCAAGUAUAUAUCAUUUAUCUGGUCCAGUAGUUGUACCAUCACCACAAACACAUGAUACAAAUUAUACAAGUGUUAAUUUAAGUCAUUCUUCUCAUACACCAACUCAUCAUAUACAACAUCGUGAUACUAGUAGUGAAAGUGGUGAUGAUAAAAAAAAUUUUCAUCAUCAUUUACAUCAUCAUUUUCAAGGAUCAACUCAUAGUGGACAUAGUACAAGUAUGCCAACAAGUGAAACAAAUCCUAUAUCACCAAGUUGUGCACAACAAAAAAGUCAACUUGAUUAUAUUCAGUACUAUGGUGCACAGGAUUACUUAAUUGGCACUCCAACAUCAGCUGAUGUACCAAAAUCAUCAAGUCAUACAUCAACAUCUUCGCAUUUAGGUGCAUUAACAUCAACUGCUAGUGGUCUUAGUCCAAUAAGUUCAUCAUCACUUUUAUCAAAUUCCAUGCAAAGUACCAAUAGUAUGAAUACAGUUACUUUAAAUGUCGGAAUGGGAAUAAGUCCAUAUCAAGGACUAAGCUCAAUGGGUAUGACUUCAUCACAUACUGCUUAUCAUAGUAGUUUGGUACUUGGUGAUUAUCAUCCUUUGUGAUACUGGAAAAAUUUUGAUAAUAACUAGGAAAAAUUAUAGUCCAAAAAAGACUUUAAAUAAAGCAAAUUUUUAAUUAUGUCUUCAUCAUUAUUAUACAACAACAAAUGAAAUAAAAAAUGCCAAUAAUUUUAAUACUUAUAUCACUUAUAACAACACUGAACUGAUAUUCUGUUUCAUAUAAUUAUUAGUAAUUUAUCAUUUGAAUUAAAUAAAUUUUUAAAUAUUUCUUUAAUCUAUUUUUCAUGUGUCUCAUGUUGCAAUUGAUAUAAUAAAUAUUUAAAAUACAAAUUUGUUUAUUUCGAAAAUACAGAGAUAUUAUUUGUAACGCAGUUUUAAAAUUAAAAACGAAAGAGUAUAUAACUAAUUUUUUAUUGUAAAUAAAUUUUUAAAAAAAUUAAAUUGAUGUACUAUUUAAUUGCAACAUUCAUUCGCCAAUUUAUUAUUAUUUUUAAAAUGAAACAGAAUUAUUCAGUGUCUAUAGCUAAGUAAUUUUAUCAUCGAAUUUUAUUCUCAAUUAAUUUGUAACGCACAAAAAUUGUUAAAUCAAAAUUAAUGCAAUAUUAUUAUUUAAAAAAAAAAAUAUAAUUUUCAAAUGUUGAUGUUUAUUAGUCUACUGGAAAUAUAUUCAUCUUGAAAAUAUGGCUUUAAAUUCAAUAAUAAUAUUACAAAAAUAAAUAGUUUUUUUUUUUUCAGUGAAAAUUAAAUUUCACACUUGAGCAAUAAUGAAAAUUUGCUGAAAUUUUUAACAAAUAUUAUUGUAAGCUUUAAUAAAUGAUGGAUAUUUUUUUUUGUAUAGUUUAAUUUUAAAAUAUUAAAAAUGUUUGAACUGAUUGAAAAAUUUGUGAAUUGAGUUCAUAAAAUAUUCAAAUUACUUAAAAAUAUUUUAAGUCUAUAUAUAUAUACGUAAUCAUAAUAAGAAAAAAAAAAAUAAAUAAAUCUAUUCUUGUAAAUUUAUGUACAUUAAAGUGAUUAAUUUUCCAUCAA